This is a messenger RNA of Neocloeon triangulifer, 576 nucleotides long. Its product is annotated as NADH dehydrogenase [ubiquinone] 1 alpha subcomplex subunit 7-like. Gene Ontology annotation, biological process: mitochondrial electron transport, NADH to ubiquinone; ATP synthesis coupled electron transport. Bases 104 to 406 code for a protein of 100 amino acids. Gene Ontology annotation, cellular component: mitochondrial inner membrane. The transcript has 3 exons. Lineage: Eukaryota; Metazoa; Arthropoda; Insecta; Ephemeroptera; Baetidae. The record is from RefSeq and is a predicted model, not a curated record.
AUACCUAACAGCUGGCAUCGGAAAAUUAUAAAAUUCGUAUUUUGCUCGAGACGAAACCCAAUUCUAUUUAAAUUCAGAGGUUUAUCCUCAGAUUGUUUCAACGAUGGCUACUCCUAGAGACAUAAGCCCUCUUCUUCAGAAAAUAAGGGCUUUUCUCCUUGGGAGACAACACACAAACGCAUUGAGAUUUGCUGACUACAUCGCAGCGAGGACUCAGCCACCUCCAAAUUUGCCAGAGGGACCUUCUCAUAAGUUGUCAGCAAAUUAUUACUACACCAGAGAUGGUCGUAGAGAGAUCAAACCCCCGCAGAUUGUUGCUUCCGAACAAAAGGCCAUUGGGGCUGGAAGUUCUGCUGCUGUCUUAAAAGGACCUAUUACCCCGGGCAAACAAUGGAACUGGGAUUAAAACUGCAGAAUAAUUUAUGCUGUUGUUAGUUGUAUUUGUAAUGUAAAUAAUUUGAACCAAUAUAAUUGUCAAAUCAAUUUAACGCUUCUUAAAUAUUUCAGAUAAAAAAGGCAUAAUUGAACUUGUAAGGAUUUUCCUCCAACUAAAUAAAGUAGAAAAAGUUAAAAUUU